AAACAUAUUUUGUUUAACUGAUGAGUUUAUAAGGUAAUGAAUUUCUCACCCUAACAGACUGUAUGACAUAUUGGUGCUUAAUUGCAUGUUUUGACAUGCAGAAUUAUUGUCCCUUUUACACAUUUACAGCAUAUCACCUUUUGUUUUUACCCAUGUUUUCAGAGUGGUUCAUGUCUUGACUGAGGCUAACCACUGUCUGAAGUGGAUUGGUGUUGAAUGGUCAGUGGUGCUCAUUGAGGCAGGUGCUACUUCUCAGAGAUGGAGCAGUGAUAAACUACACAGGCACAAUCUGGCAAGCGCACCCAACAGAGUGGGGCACUAGUCAUAUGACCACAGCGGUAUCAAUUGCACAAGCAGCAGGAAGUCAGUCAGCUUUUCAGUCUUUGUGGGAGAGAAGGUGACAAUGUCGCAUUAGUUCCUUUGAGGCACAGGUGGAACAGCAGAGGGGUCAAGGAGGGACGAGACUGGUGGAGCGGUAUUCUGUGCCAUAUGCCCAAGGGGCACAGGAAAUGGCGAACCUCUGGAUACUUACAAGUGUUUGCCUGCUGGCCCUCUCCGUCACCUGUAAGGCAACCAAUGAGUACAGAAGUGAAUAUCAUGGCCUGGGAAAGAGUGUUAAUCUGACAUGUAUGAAUAAGACAUGGAGUGACAUGCUCUACAUCAUCUGGAAGCUAAAUAUGAGAGGAACUAAUUGCAGAAUUACAGCUGGUAUUGAUGAGGCUGCACAUGACACAUGUAAGGACGGAAAAGUAUUACGCAACACAACAACUGGACAAUCCUACCUGCACGUUCCUAAUUUUAAAAACGAGGAUGAAGGAAUUUAUUCCUGUGAGACGGCCUUUCUUGGUUCAAGCUAUGCAGUUCAAAUCAAUGUAUCUGCUUUUGUUCCUCCACAGAUAUCCACCAGGCUGGACAUCAGGGAUGGUAAGAGAGAGGCUGUGUGCUCAGCUGCUGGGGGUAAACCAGCUGCCUCUGUCUCAUGGAGAAACACAUGGAACUGCAAUGUGACCCAGAGCUCCAGACAGAACUCCGAUGGCUCCUUCACUGUGGAGAGCAGAUUCAUCCUGCCAGACCCUGUCGAUGCUGACAACCUGAGCUGCAUCAUCACACACCCCAGCUGGGGAGAGAGAUUGGGGAUUCUCUUAACUUCUGAUCAGAGAGAACCACGUCUUUUCCAGUGGAUCAUUGUUGCGUUGGGUUCCAUCAGCUUUGCAGUGGCUGUUCUGGCUGGAUUAUAUAUCACACGGAAACAUCUUGGGAAAUUGAGAAAUUGCUGCAAGUCCAAAAUUUCUGCAUCCCCUCCACCCAAAACACCGCAGCCACAGGAUGUGGAGGAGGUGGAGCCCUACGCCAGUUAUGUGCAGCGUGUGAACUCCAUAUACAACUCCUCAGCUGAGCUCUGCAACGCCUAGAGCAACUCUCAGAAGCUGCUCUGCCAGCACUUUUCACUGCAAGAAACACAACCACAGACAGACAGAGGGGAAAGCUGGAGCACGAAGGAGGGCACUGCAGUCAGCCACUUCAAACUCCCAUGCACAAAACGCAUCUAGACCUAAACCCAGGACAUUGCUGGACAGCGAUCCUCCUUGGAGCUAGUGAUUACUGAUGUGUGAUGUGUUCUUUUGCAUGAGAACCAGGAAAUGGAGGAUUUUUUUUUAUCUGAAAGGGGACCAAUGUUCAUAUGAACAAGUGACAGAGAACAAUCGCAAAGCCACAUGAAAAACCUACUUUGACUGCAUACAAAAAAUGUCUGAUUUCCAACAUUUCAAACUGCACUGGGGUUCAAACAAAAGUGUGUCCCUUGCAACACUGGGUGGGGUGGACUUGUAUAGGGUGGACACACAACAGCAUGAAAAUUUAACUGUCAAACUGUAGGAACAAGGUAAUUUAAAAAAAAACUGCAUGGACAGCUGUGAUUGGUUGCCAAGCUGUUCCCUCCAAGCCCCCCUGAAAAGAGAGGAACAGGAAUACGGGACAGAAAUGUUUUCAUGAAUCUGAUCAAAGGAACAAAGGAUGUAUUUAAGAAGCAACCUCAUAGUCUGGUAUUUAUUUUUAACACAAUAUUCACCUUUUUUUAAAUCAUUUUGUUGUGAAUGGUUACUAUGUGGGAUAUCACUGUGUAUUCAGUUUGCUUUGUUUUCUGUAUGAUCAGUAGACACUGGGCAAAAGUGCAAUUUCACUUGUUUUCUUCAAAGCCACCAUUUACUGAAAAAAUCCCAUAGCCUCAUAAUACUUCUAUUGUUCUUUCACCACUUUAGAAGAAUGAUUAUGAAUGAUUUUAAAUCUAAAUGUUGCGUGGUAAUAAAAUGCUUUUUU
Messenger RNA from Megalops cyprinoides (Indo-Pacific tarpon), 2316 nucleotides. Its product is annotated as cell surface glycoprotein CD200 receptor 1-A. NCBI's taxonomy places the organism in Eukaryota, Metazoa, Chordata, Actinopteri, Elopiformes, Megalopidae. Gene Ontology annotation, biological process: regulation of neuroinflammatory response. Bases 510 to 1412 code for a protein of 300 amino acids. The transcript is spliced from 6 exons. The record is from RefSeq and is a predicted model, not a curated record. Gene Ontology annotation, molecular function: signaling receptor activity.